GCCGUAGUAGUAGUACUACGUGUGUGUGACUCGUUUGUUGUCAUAACGUCGUUUGGUCUCUCCCGUGGUCCUUUCUUGUUCGAAUCGUUCUUUUGUUCUUUUGUUCCCUUUGUUCAGUAUGGCCGGGGUACCUCUGAAUAGGGAUGGUUGCUUUCACUGUGGGGCCCUGAAUCAUUGGAUUCGGGAAUGUCCACAUCGCUUGGCGGGCCCAAGGUUGCCCGCUACGGGAGCUAAUGCUAUCCCGACCGGUCCUCCGCUUUUAAUUUUUCCUGCACCGAAUAUCGUGUCUUCGUCGACAGCUCCGUCGUCUACUUUUGCACCAUCUUCAUCGAGCCACCAGCAGGCUCAAUCGAAUGGAGGAGGCAACCGAGGGUACCAGAAAACAAACUGGUGGACGAGAAAUCAGGAAAGGUUGGACGCAGUUUAUAAUAAGUUUGUUGAAGAUUCGGCCAAGGAGGCCAAGAGGAAGGAGGACGAGGAAAAGGCGAGAAUUAAAAAAGAGGAGGAGGAGAAACAAUUGAAAUGGAAGAAGGAGCAGCUUGAAGCAGAGAUGGGCGAACGAUUGGAAAAGAAGCUUGAGGCGAUAGGCAUAUCCAUGAAGGGCAAAUCUUCUGACGUGUCUAGCGUUAUUGGAGUGAAGAAUGAUGAGAUUGAUAGACUUCGAAAAGAAAACGAAGAACUGAAAAGGAGAAUGAACGAUUUGUUGGGACGAUCGGGCGACGACAAGGUGGCCUACCUUCAGAAGGAUAUCACGGAGCUUCGCAAGAUGAUUGCGGAUAAACAAGUGGAUGAAGAUUCGGUCUACGCUCUGAAGGAAGAGAUUCGGGAGUUGAAGCAGUCAGCUUACGUGAAGACCAAUUUCGAGUGUGAGAUCGUUGGACUUAAGUGCGAGAUUGAUCAGCUACGCGCGCAAAACGAGCGGGAUAUUGGCAAAGCUAAACUUUGGAAGGAUGAAGCGCUAAGGCCGGGUAAUAAGCAAGGUAAUGUGGCGAUUAGCACUCCUGACUGUGCUGAUCGGGGGUCACCGAAGCCACGAUGGACAAGUAAUGUGAGGGAGGCGGAUAAGUGGAAGGAGGACUAUCGCAACCUGAGGAAUUUACACCGACUGACAAAUAUCGAAGCCGAAGCGCUGAAGGAAAAGCGCGUGGAACCUGAGAUGAAGAGAAUUGAGGCAGAAAAACAGGUCAAAAAGUUGGAGGAAGAGAUGGCGAAAUUAACUGCCAGUGGUGCCAAAUCCGUUGAGGGAGGAGGGACUAACCUUAAGGACAAACUUGAGGAAGCCGCAGUUCGAUCCGCUCGCAAAGGGUUGAAGGCGACGUCGGGCAGAGAUGCUGCCAAAUCGUUUGCAGAAGCAUCAUCGAAGGAGAUCAAUAACCGCGGACUUCUUUGAACAACAGAAGAAGCAGCUUCGCAUGUUACGUAAGGCGGGGCUGGAGCCGCUGUGCAAGGAGCACAACGACAAGCUCAACAAAUUUGAGGAUCCGGUCUGUGAGUUGGCGGAGGCUAUGACUAAUAAGGCAUUUCCGGACGAUAAGAACAAAGGUCCCGUGUACGAGGUCUGUUGCGAAAGAAACCAGGAGCGAUUGCGAUUGCGCAAUGCUCUCUCGUGAUUUCCCUCGAGUCAAUGGCUACGUAUGCUUUCGCAUUAAUGACUGGACGAUGGCUCCCGACUGGUUAAGGAACAAUCGGAACAUUGUCUGACCAGCCAAAACCGAUGUCAUUGGAAGGUUGAAGAAACAAAUUAAUGCUUCGAUU
This is a messenger RNA of Chara braunii, 1755 nucleotides long. NCBI's taxonomy places the organism in Eukaryota, Viridiplantae, Streptophyta, Charophyceae, Charales, Characeae. The record is from the annotation of a GenBank genome assembly.